Molecule: messenger RNA, 1170 nt
Organism: Synchiropus splendidus (mandarinfish)
Lineage: Eukaryota; Metazoa; Chordata; Actinopteri; Syngnathiformes; Callionymidae
Gene: anxa1a
Product: annexin A1a
Exons: 12
Coding region: 95-1108 (337 amino acids)
Biological process (GO): regulation of hormone secretion; alpha-beta T cell differentiation; endocrine pancreas development
Cellular component (GO): cytoplasm; plasma membrane
Molecular function (GO): cadherin binding involved in cell-cell adhesion; calcium-dependent phospholipid binding; phospholipase A2 inhibitor activity
Source: RefSeq, a predicted model, not a curated record
AUAAAUAAUCUGCCUGUGCUCCAAGCCAGCCCCUGGAAACUCUGAGAGCCAUUCCUUUCCACCCCUGAAGCCUCACAACUCCAGAUCUCCCACCAUGUCUUUCAUCACAGAGUUCAUGAAGCAGACGGUCUAUCUGGGCAUGCCUGAUGACUCAGUCCUGAAGAACGACGGAACAGUGAAGGCAGUUGCUAACUUCAACGCCAGUGCUGAUGUUGCUGCUCUUGAAAAGGCCAUCAAGGCAAAAGGCGUGGAUGAGAACACCAUCAUUGAAGUUCUGGUGAAGAGAAGCAACGAGCAAAGGCAGCAGAUCAAGCGGGCCUACGAGCAGGCGGAGGGCAAGCCUUUGGAUGCAGCCCUGAAAAAAGCUCUGAAGGGAGAUCUGGAAGAUGUUGUAAUGGCCCUGCUGAAGACGCCCGCCCAGUACGACGCCGAGCUGCUCAAAAUGGCCAUGAAGGGCUUAGGCACGGACGAGGACACCUUAAUAGAGGUGAUGGCCUCUCGUACAAACAGGGAGAUUUUGGAUAUAAAGAAGGCCUACAAGGAAGAGUACAAGAAAGAUCUGGAGGAGGACAUCAGGUCUGACACCAGUGGAGAGUUCAGGACAGCCCUGCUGGAGCUCUGCAAGGCUGGCAGGACUGAGGGAGUGUGUGAUCAGCUGGUGGACAGCGAUGCCAGAACUUUGUAUGAGGCAGGAGAAGGAAGGAAGGGCAAAGACUGCUCCGCUUUCAUUGAGAUCCUCACCAGCAGGAGUGCUCCUCACCUGCGUCAAGUGUUCGACCGCUACACAAAGUACAGCAAAGUGGAUGUAGCCAAGGCCAUUGACCUGGAGAUGAAGGGGGAUAUUGAAAAGUGUCUCACAGCAGUGGUGAAGUGUGCUGGGAGCAGACCCGGCUACUUCGCUGAGAGGCUCAACCUGGCCAUGAAGGGCUCUGGAACCCGCAAACACAUCUUAAGCCGCAUCAUGGUGAGCCGCUCUGAAAUUGACCUCAGAAAAAUCAAGGAGGAGUACAAGAAGAAGUUUGGUAAAACACUUUAUCAGGACAUUCUGGAUGACACUAAAGGAGACUACGAGAAGAUUCUCCUCGCUCUCUGUGGGUCAGAGAACUAAUCCGAAUGACCCCUCGCAAUCGUUGAUGCCAUGCAGCUGAAAAAUAAAAUAGAAUCUCUUGA